AUGAAUGCGUAUCACAUUCCCUCCUUUUUCCUUUCUUGUAUUCUCUACUUCUUCUCUCCCGCGCUAGCUUCCUCUGCCCUAGAUGAGGAUAAGGCUAGAACACGAAGCUCGUUCCCUAUUCUCAAUCUUCCAUACGCAUCGUACAGAGCAGCUAGAUACGAUAGCAUGAAUGAUAUCUACACUUUCAAGAAUAUUCGCUACGCGGCACCUCCGGUCGGUGCUCUGCGUUGGGCUAAGCCCGCACCUCCGUUGAACCAAUCCGGCAUUCAAGACGGGGGUAUCGGCCACUCUUGUAUACAGGCUGCCCCAAACGGAUUAAACUUACUCGGGACUGGUAACCAGUCUCCAAUGGGAGGAGCCAUCAACCAGCUCCUUGGGGGUAUUCCGCUUCCCAUAUUCUCAGGCGGUAAUGUUCCCGGAAAGGCUUUGGAAACAUCCUCUGAAAAGUUACCGGUCGUGGUGUUCGUAUGUGGUGGUGCGUACGUCUUCGGGAGUAAAGACUCACUACAACCCGAAUUACCGUUCUAUGAUGGGACUGGGCUCAUAUCACAGUCGGGCAACAACAUGAUAUUUGUAGCGAUGAAUUAUCGUGUAGGGGCUUUUGGCUUUCUUGCUGGAACGACCAUGGAGAAUGAAGGCGUUCCGAAUGCUGGCCUCUGGGACCAGAGAGCAGCCUUUCGGUGGGUUAAGGAUUACAUUUCCCUAGUAGGUGGGGAUCCGAGACGAGUGACAGCUAUAGGACAGUCUGCUGGAGGCGGAAGUAUCAUGCAUCACAUUGUUGGGCAGGGCGGGAAGCUUGACCCUUUAUUCUCUAAGGCUAUAUUGCUAUCGCCGGCUUUCGAAUACAUGUGGGAUCGAGCUGGUACAGCCCAGAAGAAAUUUGAGGCCUUUGCAAGAUUAGCCGGCUGUGCAAGUCAAGGUGUUUCGUGUUUACUGCGAGCUGAUGCGUCUACUCUUGCUAACGCAAAUACGCAGCUGAUGAAGCAGCAGUAUUCGGGCACCUUUGCUGUCGGUCCAACGCCUGACGGAUCAUACAUACGGCAGCUUCCUGUGCUAGAGCUAAGCACGGGCAAUUUCUGGGACAUAGAGUCGCUCGUCUUGUCCCACACUAUUGCAGAGUCGAACGUGUUUGUUAAUGGCGUCGUACGGACGGAUAAGGAUUUUGCAUCGUUCGUCGACACCAUAUUCCCAAAUUACACUCAGGCUGCGAGAAUCGCGGAUAAGGUAAGUGCUUUCUACACGGUCUCAAGGCAGUCGAAAUAUAAAUCAGAGACGGACCGAAUGCAGGCUGUCGUCCGGGAUAGCAGCUUCACGUGCAACAUUCGGCACCUCACAGAAAGCUUUGGCAGCCUUAAGGUCUGGAAUAUACAGUACGGAGUAUCGCCUGGGUGGCAUGGAACAGACCUCUUCCCAAUUUUCAGCUCCAAGCUUAGAGGCCGAAGCUGGCUUGAGAAUCUUGCGGCGCUGAUGACACCGGGUAUCGGAUGGCUCGUUCCCGGCAUCAGCGUAGCGUUGCAAAGCUACCUUACGAGCUACAUCGUCACAGGCGAUCCUAACACCGGCCGCAAAAUAUUCAACCUGCCGCCAACAAUCAAAUGGGACCACCCGAGUAGCCAAGGUGAGCAGAUCUCGGGGGUGGUUAACGUUGGCAAUUAG
Molecule: messenger RNA, 1656 nt
Organism: Daldinia caldariorum
Lineage: Eukaryota; Fungi; Ascomycota; Sordariomycetes; Xylariales; Hypoxylaceae
Product: alpha/beta-hydrolase
Exons: 5
Coding region: 1-1656 (551 amino acids)
Source: RefSeq, a predicted model, not a curated record